Nasonia vitripennis (jewel wasp) is the source of this 549-nucleotide messenger RNA. RefSeq lists its product as uncharacterized. The transcript is spliced from 3 exons. Gene Ontology annotation, molecular function: nucleic acid binding. The coding region runs from base 1 to 549 and encodes 182 amino acids. The record is from RefSeq and is a predicted model, not a curated record. Lineage: Eukaryota; Metazoa; Arthropoda; Insecta; Hymenoptera; Pteromalidae.
AUGUACAAUGUCAGUAAUGUGGAUGAUUGUUGGGAGAUGGAUUUGUGUGACAUGCAGGCUCUCAAAACUUACAACGAUAACUUUGCAUAUCUUCUUGUCGUAAUAGAUAUUCUUAGUAAAUACGCUUGGGUCGAGCCGCUUUAUGACAAAAGUGUCAAGAGCGUCGUAAGUGCUUUUGAUAAAAUCCUAAAAAGAGCUAAUGGUCGCUCACCUGCACUUGUACAAACAAAUAAAGUUGCACGUAAUCCUGACGUUAAAGCAGCAGUUGUGGAACGUCUUAAUCGAACCCUCAAUGAAAGAAUGUUUAGUGGUAUAAAAAUGAUUCCUGCCAAAGUGAAUAUGCGAAACGCCGAUGAGGCUAGAAAAAAUUUACAGAAAAGAGCACUAAGUCAGCGUAAACAGUCUAGAGUAGGUAUAUAUAGAGUAGGUGAGCACGUUCGCAUCAGUCGAACAAAAGGUACCUUCGACAAAGGAUACGAGAAGAACUACAGCGAAGAGAUCUUUAGAGUACAUAAAGUUUCACGUCGACAGAAUCUUUAUACCUACUAA